GGCGGGGCGCGGUCGGCGCGAUCGGGAGGCGGCGGAGGCUGCCGUCGGCCUCCGGCAGGACUGACGGCCGCAGGCGGGACCUUGUUUCUGAGGAGACGUGCCAUAGACUGAAAAAGGAAAAAUGAGGGUAGCAGGAGCUGCAAAGUUGGUGGUGGCUGUGGCAGUGUUUUUACUGACGUUUUAUGUUAUUUCUCAAGUAUUUGAAAUUAAAAUGGAUGCAAGCUUAGGAAAUCUAUUUGCUCGAUCCGCGCUGGACUCAGCCACUCGUUCUACGAAGCCUCCCAGGUAUAAAUGUGGGAUCUCAAAAGCGUGCCCAGAGAAGCAUUUUGCUUUUAAAAUGGCUAGUGGAGCUGCCAACGUGGUGGGACCCAAGAUCUGCCUGGAAGACAACGUUUUAAUGAGUGGUGUUAAGAAUAACGUUGGAAGAGGAAUAAAUGUUGCCUUGGUAAACGGAAAAACGGGGGAGGUGUUGGACACCAAAUAUUUUGACAUGUGGGGAGGAGAUGUGGCCCCAUUCAUUGAAUUUCUGAAGACCAUACAAGAUGGGACAGUAGUAUUAAUGGCAACGUACGAUGACGGAGCAACCAAACUCACUGAGGAGGCACGGCGGCUCAUUGCUGAGCUGGGGAGCACUUCCAUCACUAGUCUUGGUUUUCGAGAUAACUGGGUCUUCUGCGGUGGGAAGGGCAUUAAGACAAAAAGCCCCUUUGAACAGCACAUAAAGAACAAUAAGGAUACGAACAAGUACGAAGGCUGGCCUGAGGUGGUGGAGAUGGAAGGGUGCAUCCCCCAGAAGCAAGACUGAAGGCACGCGAAGAGCGGAGGAAUGCACUUUGACGAGAGCUGGAAAGCAGCCGCUCCGUGUACAUAUUUUAGCAGCAUGAGGCCGUCCAGGGUGUGCAUGGGCAAGACCGUCUCAGUUGAUCCCGGGAUUAUUUAUUGCUAACAUAAGAGGCUACCUUUGUAAAUAGUCCUCAUCUGGAGCAAAUCACUGAACCAUUUGUAAGCACAUUUCCCUAAAAGUACAAUGUUUAGACUACAAUGGCAAUAAUGUACUUAAAUGCUAAAAGCAUAUUGAUUGGGUAACCAGGCAGAUUGUAUAGGACACUGACAUUUAUCCUGGUUGCUGUGAAACCCUAACAUGGAACAAUGUGGCUUUUAGGGAGGAGAUUUUGUUCAUAUAUAUGUCUCUGUAUAAAUAUCUGGAACGUGAUGACAGUAUCCUUUAAAUUAAAGAGUUUUUUGGUUUUUUUGGUUUUUUUUUUGGCUAGUUGUAUGUGUAAUAUUACCUUAUAGACUGAUUCCUGUUGGGCUUUUUUCAUAGUCUUCAUUUUUUGUUCCAAAGAAAUCCAGAAAUAAAAUGUUUCACAUGAAAAUUUACAUCAGAGUUCUGAAAAGCACAACAAUUUUAAUACAGUGAAAAGAAACAUUAAUGUAGGUGUCAUUCAGGGCUCAUUUUUCUAGAUUUUGUGUUAGCAUCAUGAAUUAUUUGAUUUUGUAUAAACUGUUUAGAGUCAGGCCAGAGCUGGGAUCCCACAGAACUGGGGAACAAGGCCAAGUCGCCUCCUCAACCUAAUCAAGUCAUUCAAGACAGCAGGCUUAGCACAUGAGGAGUAACGAAGGCGUCUACCUGCUCACUGUCACUGACCACGUGGUUUUAGAACAGGAGAACUUUACUAUCAAGGCUUUGAUUUGUAAACCAAGAAAUUCUGUUGUUUACUUCUAACUUCAUAAUAGCCACCAUGGCCUGAAAUUGUAGCGGAAUAUUUUAAAAGCCCUAAUUAUGUUUUUUUUUUUUUUUUUAGGGCAUUAAAUACCUGUUGUAUGUGACAUAUAUCAAAUACUCAUGUACGGAACUAUAUAAAAUGCAGCAUAAACAAGUGUAGUGCUCAUCUUCCUCUCAUGGGAUGAGGCAACACUUAAAAUUUGAACCUAAAAUUUAGGUGGUUUGUAUAAAAAUCUAAAAGCAGUAUUUGCUAUUUUGUUAAAAAGCUGGAAGCAAUUCAGAUAUUUCUUGACUCUUACUGACCUUGUGGUACUGUUUCUUUCCACAAAAUGGGUGUAGUUCAUAAGGAGACACAUCUUUUAUGUUCAGACAAGUUUUGUAAACUUUUAAGAGUUCUGCUGUUUCUGUACUAACUCACAUCCAGCAUGUAUGUUUGGCAUGUAAAGCAUUUCCCUUGGUUCUGUGAAAGCGUAGCCAUUUUACGGUUCUGGGGAAUAGAAAAUAAAUGUUGUGGGGUCUUGUUUUUGUUUUUAUUUUUCUAAAUAAUGAACAUAAACACUCUUGGUUUCACACUUUGAUUUUUAAUUUGGCAAAGUACUAUGCCUGCAGAACAUCCCAGGAAAUCUUUCCAAUCAAUUUUUGUACAUCUUAACAUGCAAAAAAGAAAUUAAGUCUUUGCCAUUAAAUACAGUAAUAUGCUCUGGAUGUAUUUGAACAUGUAAGUUGCUUGGUAACAGGCCAUCCCUUUGAGAGAUGGGUUUACAGCUGUAUAAAAUGUUAGAAUGGUUAAGAAUGGUUAUGUAACUGCUAUGGAGCUGCCGUUUUUUGUCUGGAUUCUGUCUUGUGUUGGUUGUACCAGCUUAACUCUGGAAGCAAUAAUCAGCUGCUUUACUUUCACAUCAGCCUUAGAAGUGAAACAAUGUUCAUUUGAUGUUGAGAAUGAAUUUUCUUUAUUAAAGUCAAAACUCUAACACUAAA
This is a messenger RNA of Psammomys obesus (fat sand rat), 2704 nucleotides long. RefSeq names its product FAM3 metabolism regulating signaling molecule C (gene Fam3c). Bases 122 to 805 code for a protein of 227 amino acids. The record is from RefSeq and is a predicted model, not a curated record. NCBI's taxonomy places the organism in Eukaryota, Metazoa, Chordata, Mammalia, Rodentia, Muridae. The transcript is spliced from 10 exons.